CCGUCAUCACGUGAGGAGCGACGAAGUGAGUGAGGAGAGAAGACGGAGCAAUCGAGCGGAGAGAGCAGCUGAAGCCAUAGACAGUUAAAGAAAGCCGGCGAGCAAGCUUGGGCCAUCAUCAUCACUCAACUCUACUCAUCUUGACUACCCAGGCUAACUUUAGCUACAUGUGCUGAGGUCGAGGGGGGAACUGAUCUCAACUGCAACAAUGCCGACAGUUACUUUACCGCCUAAAGAGAACGCUCUCUUCAAAAGGAUUUUGCGAUGUUACGAACACAAGCAGUACAGAAAUGGGCUCAAGUUCUGCAAACAAAUUCUAUCUAACCCCAAGUUUGCCGAGCAUGGAGAGACCCUAGCAAUGAAGGGAUUGACCCUGAACUGUCUAGGGAAGAAGGAGGAGGCCUACGACCUGGUGAGAAGAGGCCUGCGCAAUGACCUCAGGAGUCACGUUUGCUGGCACGUAUACGGCCUCCUGCAGCGCUCGGAUAAGAAGUACGACGAGGCCAUCAAGUGUUACCGCAACGCUCUGAAGUGGGACAAGGACAACCUGCAGAUUCUCCGAGACCUGUCCCUGCUGCAGAUCCAGAUGAGAGACCUAGAGGGCUACAGGGAGACACGGUACCAGCUGUUGCAGCUGCGGCCGGCGCAGCGGGCCUCCUGGAUCGGCUACGCCAUCGCUUAUCAUCUCCUGGAAGACUAUGAGAUGGCUGCAAAGAUCAUUGAGGAGUUCAGGAAAACACAACAGACGUCUCCAGACAAAGUGGACUACGAAUACAGCGAGCUACUGCUGUACCAGAACCAGGUGCUGAGGGAAGCAGGCCUGUACAAGGAGGCCCUUGAGCAUCUGUCAAACUAUGAGAAACAGAUCUGUGACAAACUGGCUGUGGAAGAGACACGAGGAGAGAUACUGUUGAAGUUGGAGCGUCUGGAUGAAGCAACAGAAGUCUACCGCCAUCUUCAAGAGAGGAACCCUGAGAACUGGUCCUAUUACCGUGGCUUGGAAAACGCCCUAAAGCCAAGCUGUGUAGAAGAGAGACAAAAGAUCUAUGAAGACGCCUGGGAGAAGUUUCCCAAAGGACUGGUUCCUCGCCGGCUGCCCCUCAACUUCCUCUCUGGGGAGAAGUUUAGAGAGUGUCUGGACAGGUAUCUGCGGUUGAACUUCAGCAAAGGCUGUCCGCCCGUCUUCACCACCCUUAAAUCACUCUACAACAACAAAGAAAAGGUGGCAAUAAUAGAGGACUUGGUUGUCGGCUAUGAAACCACAUUAAAAAGCUGUAGAAUGUUCAACCAGAACGAUGACGGUAAGGAGGAACCACCGACCACCUUGCUCUGGGUGCAGUACUUCCUGGCACAGCACUACAACAUAAUUGGCCAACAGACACUGGCUCUAGAAUACAUAAAUGCAGCCAUUGAGAGCACGCCUACACUCAUCGAGCUCUUCCUUAUCAAAGCCAAGAUUUACAAGCAUGCUGGGAACAUCAAAGAGGCUGCUCAGUGGAUGGAUGAGGCCCAGGCUCUGGACACUGCUGACAGAUUCAUCAACUCCAAGUGUGCCAAGUACAUGCUGAAGGCUGGCAUGGUCAAAGAGGCUGAGGAAAUGUGCUCCAAGUUCACACGGGAGGGAGCCUCUGCAGUGGAGAACCUAAACGAGAUGCAGUGCAUGUGGUUCCAGACGGAGUGUGCACUCGCCUACAAGUCCAUGAACAAGUUUGGGGAAGCCCUCAAGAAGUGCCACGAGAUUGAAAGACAUUUUGUGGAGAUAACAGACGACCAAUUUGAUUUCCACACCUACUGCAUGAGGAAGAUGACGCUACGCUCCUACGUGGACCUUCUGAAGCUGGAGGACGUGCUCCGGAUGCAUCCCUUCUACUACAAGGCUGCCAUCAGCGCCAUCCAGAUCUACCUGAGCCUCCACGACAAUCCCCUGACUGACGACAGCAAGGAGCUGCAGGCUGAAUCUGCUAACCUCUCGGACAAAGAGCUGAAGAAGCUGAGAAACAAGCAGCGGAGAGCCCAGAAAAAGGCCCAGCUGGAGGAGGAGAAGAAGAACGCAGAGAAGGAGAAGCAGCUCAAGAACCAGAAGAAAAAGAAGGAGGAUGAUGACGAGGAGAUCGGCGGGCCCAAGGAGGAGCUAAUACCUGACAAGCUGGUCAAGGUAGAAAAUCCACUGGAAGAAGCUGUGAAGUUCCUGAUGCCUCUCAAACACUUGGUCAAGGACAAAAUAGACACACAACUGCUGGCCUUUGAGAUCUACUUCAGGAAAGAAAAAUACCUGUUGAUGCUCCAAUCAGUGAAGAGAGCGUUGGCCAUUGACCCAGACCACCCAUGGUUACACCAGUGUCUAGUACGCUUCUUUAAAGGAGUCUCUGAGAGCAAGGAGCUGCCGGAGGUGGUCCGGACCGUGCUGAAGCAGGAGAUCACCCGGCUCUUCGGAGACAGCAAUGCCAUGAGCUUCAACCAGGCCUACCUCAACAAGCACUCCAACUCCAUACCACACCGACUGGCUGCUGCUAAGAUGAUGGUGUAUCUGGACUCAUCGACAGAAAUGAAGGCUAUAGAGCUGGCCACUGCACUAGAUGAGUCCCUCAACAACAGAACCAUACAAAUCUGCACAGAGGUCCUGGAAUGUCUUCGGGGCGCCACGCUGGGCGACUGUAAGGAGCGUGCGGAGUCGUACCGCGCAGAGUGUCGCAAGCUUUACCCCUACACAUUAGCUUUUGCGCCUCCCGGAUACGAGGAGAACACAAAGAUCGCCAACGGAGAUGUUUCCACUGAAACGGAGGAGCUAGCCAAUGAGAUGUGAGCGCGGCAGAACAGUGGAUGAGAAAAGGAAUUGGGCCAAGCAUGGAGCCUUGUGGUACGCCUGGCAGCCAUUUUGUAGAGCCAGACAUGGGAGGCGAAAAAGGGUUUGUUCUUUGGCUCAGCUUAAUCUGGUCUGUCCUGGCAUGGCUUGGCUUGGCUCUCUCCCACAUGGUGAAAAUCAGGACUGUGUAUGUGUCUGUCUGUCUGUGUGUGUGUGUGUGUGUGUGUGUGUUGAGAGCAUGUGUGCGGUUGUGUAUUUUUGUGGGAAAGCCGGGUGGGGGGGGGAAAGAAGGAAGAUAACAAAAUGGCCAUUUUACUUUUUUAAUAAAGCUGUCAACCAAGCUGAAUUUGAAAGCACAGUUAUUGGCUAACUGUGAGGAACUGGCUCGGACUGUUGGUUUCCUCGGAGAUGAUCAAUAACUGACAGCAACCACUUGAGUUUGACUCAGUGCUGUUCCAAAACGCCUAUGGCAUACAGCGUUCCCCUAAUUUUAAAAGGCUAAUAUAAAUGAAAAUAGGACAACUGUCACUGGGGGACGGGAGACUGAGCUGAGAGGAUCUGAUCUUUGACACAUCUGUAGGAAGCUGAGCAGGAAGAGUUACUGAGGACUGAAAGUAGACCCUGAAGACAUCCAUACGCAUAUCUGUAUCUGCUGUAAUGCUCCAGGAAACCACUGAUCGACAUGAGGCAGUGGAGUGUGUGAGAAAGGCCCGGUCACUGCGGGGGCACAGCGCGAAGAACGUCUCCUCACAUUUGAACAGUUCUUUUUGAUUUUCUUUGGUCAGACUGUGCUUCCCUCGUGGUUCCUGGUUAAACUUGGGAAUAUCUAAUCCUCUGUCUGUUAAUAUGGAGCACCUUUGUAGCACAGAUUAAAAACUGUAAAGGUUGUGUGUUGUGCUCCAUUUCAAAUACACUGCUACUCUUAAAGUUUUUACAUAGUUCUGAGAAAGUUGGAUAGAUCUAAGCAAUACCAUAGACACCUUUCUGUCCAUAAUGGAUCAAUGGAACUCUUCUUAUUGAUGAUUAUCAUUUCUAGAUCUGGUUGAAGUGGUUUACACUGAGCCUUCUGGCAGUCACUUGUGGUGUUGCUGUUGUCACUGUUAGAAAUUGUUUUAUCUGCAUGUACACAAGGGACUCUAACAGAGUGGAACCAUGCUACUUCAGAGGCCUCUUCUCUGCUAAUUUGGCUCCUCUAGAGGUCAGAGUUCAGCAUCCAUGCCUGUUGCCCGAAGUGACAGAAGUGUAAAUGUUAUAAGGCGAGUAAAUGAAUGAGCAUCUGGAAUUUGUUUUACUUUUUCUGUUCCCCUCUUUCCCCCCCAAAAAAACUAUUUUCUUCCCCUUUUCCCUCUGAUUUGGGUUCUGAUGUGAAAGAUGAAAUCUGAGAUGGCGAUGUAUGAUAUCUCUGGAUUUUUGUAUUAAAACUAAACGGAA
Molecule: messenger RNA, 4234 nt
Organism: Etheostoma cragini (Arkansas darter)
Lineage: Eukaryota; Metazoa; Chordata; Actinopteri; Perciformes; Percidae
Gene: naa15b
Product: N-alpha-acetyltransferase 15, NatA auxiliary subunit b
Exons: 20
Coding region: 209-2803 (864 amino acids)
Biological process (GO): N-terminal peptidyl-methionine acetylation
Cellular component (GO): NatA complex; cytoplasm
Molecular function (GO): protein binding; protein-N-terminal amino-acid acetyltransferase activity
Source: RefSeq, a predicted model, not a curated record